Messenger RNA from Haemonchus placei, 249 nucleotides. The record is from the annotation of a GenBank genome assembly. NCBI's taxonomy places the organism in Eukaryota, Metazoa, Nematoda, Chromadorea, Rhabditida, Trichostrongylidae.
AUGCCAGCGGAACUUCGCCUCAAGAAGACAUCAACAAGUCUUACAGGAAGCAAAGCUAUUGGCGCUGGGCUCGAAAGAUUGAAACAGCUGUUGGCCGUAAGAAAGUAUCGUGAUUCAAUAUGGGAGCUUUUUGAACCUCCAAGAGUAAAUCCGCCGACGUUGUCCGAGCUGUCCGACGUGCUGAUUUUCCUUUUUGGAGAGCUGCUCUCAGUUGAUAACGCGGACGACGAAGCAGGAGAGCAAGAGUGA